This is a messenger RNA of Aspergillus wentii DTO 134E9, 1566 nucleotides long. RefSeq lists its product as uncharacterized. Gene Ontology annotation, biological process: amino acid biosynthetic process. Gene Ontology annotation, molecular function: aspartate kinase activity. Lineage: Eukaryota; Fungi; Ascomycota; Eurotiomycetes; Eurotiales; Aspergillaceae. The record is from RefSeq and is a predicted model, not a curated record. The transcript has 4 exons. The coding region runs from base 1 to 1566 and encodes 521 amino acids.
AUGAAGGAAGCAAUCUCCCUAGCUCUAGGCAAGCCAGAUAUUGUGACCUUCCCAUCCGCACACGAAAGCGUGCGCACGGUGGCUCCAAGGCCCUGGAUUGUGCAAAAGUUUGGAGGGACGAGCAUCGGCCAUUUUGCCUCCAAGAUCGUCGAGGAGGUUAUUUUACCAGAAACAUCGGAAAGCAGGGUCGCCGUCAUCUGCUCAGCUAUCAGUCGCUCAACCAAAGCAAGUGGCACAACGAACAGGUUACUCCUCGCUUGCAGUGAGCUUGAAACAGAUGGUGCAAGCUUCUCUACAAUAAUCGACCAAGUACGACUCGAGCACACCCAAGCAGCCGAGCGAGAGAUCCGUUCGCGCGAGAUCCGGGGAAGGUUGAUUGACAGAAUUCGCUACGAAUGUGCUUGUGUGGUGAAUACCCUCAAUGCAGCGUACUUCCUGGGUGAAAUCAGUCCUGCAUGCGUUGGGAGGGUUGUUAGUGCCGGUGAGAGAAUGAGUUGUCAUUAUGUCACUGCAAUCUUACAAGACCAUGGACGGGAAGCAACCUGCGUCGAUGUUAGCGAGUUGAGCGUAUCGGCGGCUGUUCCAGGUAGUUGGACAGACAAAGAAUUCGUUGACGCGGUGGCCGCAGAGCUCUCCCUGAAGGCCUGCUCCGUACCCGGCAUUCCUGUCAUCACCGGCUACUUCGGGCUUCGCUCCACAGGAACCUUGCUUAGCUUUGUUGGGCGUGGGUAUACAGACUUGUGCGCAGCCCUCGUCGCCACGGGCCUUGACGCUGCGCAGCUGCAGAUCUGGAAAGAGGUUGACGGAGUAUUUACGGCAGAUCCACGCCACGUGCCAGAUGCAAAGCUACUCCAUUCGCUAUCGAUUUCCGAACUGCGGAAUCUUACAUUUUAUGGAUCCGAAGUGGUGCACUGUGCAGCAGUCGACGUGGCGAAGGACCGAAAUCUCGCCAUGUCCAUUCGCAACGUCAGGGACCCAUUGGGAUCCGGAACCCUGGUUACGCCCGAUGUGGAAGCUUCACAGGAAGGGUUAAUGGCUAUUACCAAAAAAAGUUAUAUGGCUAUCGUGAGCGUCCGCAGCCCGCUCGGUAUGCCGGGCUUUAAGUUUCAGAGCCGCAUUUCGGACAUUCUUCAGAAAUGGCAGUUUACUGGAGAACUGGUCACAAUAAGCGAAUCGGGAGUCUCACUGGCGAUUCCCAUACCGGAAGACCGACCUUACGGAGCUCUGCAACCGGCGGAUGUACGGCUCUGGUCUGCCAUCGAGGAGCUCAAAGUGCAAUUCACCGCAGUCAAAGUGAGCCAUUGUAUGGCUCUACUCUGCGUAGUAUGCCGUCUCACAAACUCCAUGGACUUUGCGCUAGCGUGCAUUUUACGAGUAUUACGUGAUCUGGCGGUCCCUGUGAGAAUGGUUCUGCAUGGUGCGAUUGAUACAAUUGCGGGAUGUGUGAUCGAGGAAGCACAUGCUGAACUUGCCACCAAGGUGCUGCACCGAGAUUUGUUCUCAGCGCAGACAAUGGCUAGUCCAGCCUCCACGCUAUAUUCUGCGAGCCUCGACGAAAUAAAGUGA